Molecule: messenger RNA, 1373 nt
Organism: Cryptotermes secundus
Lineage: Eukaryota; Metazoa; Arthropoda; Insecta; Blattodea; Kalotermitidae
Product: odorant receptor 49b-like
Exons: 6
Coding region: 1-1161 (386 amino acids)
Biological process (GO): detection of chemical stimulus involved in sensory perception of smell; sensory perception of smell
Cellular component (GO): plasma membrane
Molecular function (GO): odorant binding; olfactory receptor activity
Source: RefSeq, a predicted model, not a curated record
AUGCAGUUACCUGAGGACCUGAGAAACGAAGGACCUCUUGAUCUGAUUCUGCACUUGCAACGUUGUGGAGGGAUGUUGCUGGAUGCCUCUGUGAUUACCAGUGCCUGGCGGGUGGUAAUGUACAAUCUCGCGAAGGCCCUCACUGUAUCCUGCUUCAUUAUAGCGUCUGUGGGAGUUGCAGUGGAGUCCUACCUCACUCGAAACAACUUGGAGGAAUUCGCAGAGAGUUUUGCGAUCUUCAUCACCCAGUCCAAGAACUGUGUCAAAAUUGUCUCUCUCUUUGUGCACAGAAAGAAGAUUCUGAAGAUUAUUAAGCACGCUGGCGAGAACUUCUUCACCCAUGAUAAGAUCCUCUCACCUGAGGAGCGUUUACUGAUUAGUAGGUAUCUACGUAGUGCCAAGAGAAAUGCUUUCAUCUUUUUGGCACUCUGGGCUCUGUGUUUGACGCUCCAGUCGUGCUCCAAAAGAACAACAGAAAACGCCGGGAGAGAUAUGCCCAUUAAGAUAUGGGUCCCUUUCGAUACGAAACAGAGCCCUUAUUAUGAACUGGGAUACGUGUACAACACGUUAUCUUGCAUUGUCAUUUCCUGGAACGUGGCCCUCAUGGAUACACUGUUCUUCGUCAUCAUCGUACAUAUGACAGCACACUUCGAACUCCUGGGGAACUCCCUCAGGACCCUGGGCCAGGACCACAAAGAAUUGGCAGAUUUUUCGUUGAGGAGCGAAGAAGAGGACAGAGACAGCAAUGUGGAACUCCUCAAUUCGGUGCUGAGCCCCAUCGAAUGCGCUGAGGUCCUAAGCGCCUCAGUGCUGUUUGCUUUUUCGGGAUUCCAGAUAACGGUUGUGUCGGACCCAGUACAUCUGCCUCGGCAGAUAAGUUUCCUCGCUUUCGUCGUGCUGGAACUAGGUCUGCACUGCUGGUAUGCCGACAGCCUCACUGCUCAGAGUGAGGCUCUAUGCCAGGCUGCGUACUCCAGCCAGUGGUUCCAGGAGUCGACCAGUGUCCAGCGAUCAGUCUCCAUCAUAAUGAUGCGGGCACAGCGGCCGACCAGACUCACCGUGGGGCCUUUCUCUACCCUCUCACUUGAACUUUUCGGCGCGAUAAUGCAGACAUCGUAUUCAUAUCUGGCUCUCUUAAGACGAGUACACUUCGGGAAGUAGGAACAGCUGUCAGUCUGGAUUGGUAUCCUCAAAUUAUUAGAAAGGCAGUGUAUGACUGUAUUUUUGAAGUUAUUAGAACUGUUUAGUAAAUUUCAAUAGGUCGAUUAGUCUGUCACUUAUCUGAUAGUGCAAGCAUAUGUACUGAUGCUAAAAUUAAUGUAUUGUACAUUCUUUUUGAGUUUUGAUCCUAGGCUUAUAUCUCAAUAUAAGUG